Messenger RNA from Tupaia belangeri chinensis (Chinese tree shrew), 1208 nucleotides. RefSeq names its product transcription elongation factor A N-terminal and central domain containing (gene TCEANC). The coding region runs from base 97 to 1152 and encodes 351 amino acids. Gene Ontology annotation, cellular component: nucleus. The record is from RefSeq and is a predicted model, not a curated record. The transcript has 2 exons. NCBI's taxonomy places the organism in Eukaryota, Metazoa, Chordata, Mammalia, Scandentia, Tupaiidae. Gene Ontology annotation, biological process: DNA-templated transcription.
GAGCCUCCUUCGUCCCGCCUCUGAGACCGGAAGUCUUCCCCGGUCGUGGGAGCUUCCGAUGGCUCCGCGUCUGCGCCUGCGCUUCUCACUGCAAAGAUGUCUGACCAGAACCAGAUAGCUGCCACAGCUUCUCUUAUUGAGCAACUGAUGUCUAAAAGGGAUUUUGAGGAUGUUGGCAACUACCUUACUGAGCUAGAAGUGAUUUAUGUGAGUAAGGAGCAUCUCCAGGAGACAGAUGUGGUCAGGGCUGUGUACAGGGUCCUCAAAAACUGCCCCUCGAUGGCUUUGAAAAAGAAAGCCAAGUGUUUGCUGUCAAAGUGGAAAGCUCUUCACAGAGAUACAAACUCCAAACCAAGGGACAGCCCUAAAUUAUUCUCUAUGGGUGGUAAUAAAGAAGAAAAUUCGGGAAUUUCUCAUGACCCAAGUCAGGAUGAGACACCAGGUGUUUGCAGUUCUAGUUUUCUGCUAUCCCACGAUGUGGCAAAACCCACUGAAAUGAUUGUGCUUGAAAAUAGUGCUAUUCAAAUGGUACCUAAGGAAGAGCACUUGGGGGUUGGUGACCCUAAAUCUGCUGGCAAGAGAUCGAGUGAAUUGUUGGAUCCCACCAUGCCUGUGAGAACUAAAUGCACAGAACUGCUUUAUACAGCUUUAAGUAAUUCUUCCAUAGAUCAGCCAAAAGCUAGUUUGUGGCAAAACUUGGCAAGAGAAAUUGAAGAACACGUUUAUACCCUUCAUUCAAAGAACCUCAAAAAAUAUAAAACUUGUAUCAGAAGCAAAGUUGCUAAUUUGAAGAACCCCAAAAAUUCUCACUUACAACAAAACUUGCUGUCUGGGACCAUGUCUCCGAGAGAAUUUGCCAAAAUGAACGUCAUGGAGAUGGCAAGCCAAGAGCUGAAGCAGUUGAGAGCUUCCUACACGGAGUCUUGUAUCCAGGAACAUUGCCUUCCCCAAACAAUCGAUGGCACGCCAACAAAUAAAAUAAAAUGCAGGCGCUGUGAGAACUACAACUGCAAGGUCACCUUAAUCACCAGGGGAACACUUUUCCUUCCGAGUUGGGUGCGGAAUUCAAACCCAGAUGAACAAAUGAUGAACUAUGUCAUUUGUAAUGAAUGUGGCGAGCAGUGGUACCAUAGCAAGUGGGUGUGCUUGUAACCAUAAAUAAAUGGUCUCUUCUUAACAGACAACCCGAGACAUCCCUUUUAUUUGUA